AUGGACGUAUCGCCAAAUCGUUACGCACCUCAUUUAUCAGAAUUCUACUCGAUCUUCAAUAAUCCAACCGAUCAAGAGGCGGAACAGAAAUGUAAAGGGGAUUCAAAAGGUGAACAAAGUGUGGAGCCGGAUUUCAAAAGUACAGCUUUUGGUUCUCCUGGUACAAAGGCUCCAAUAUUGCUGGCAGAUUGUUCAGAUAGUUAUUCACAUUUUCGGCGACCAUCUUCUAUAAGGUCAACAACUACCUCAAUGGCAGACUUACAAACUUUGGUUACCAAGAAGGAUAUGCAGAAAACCCAUGAGGUAAUGAAUAAACUGGUUGAAGAGGUUGGGGAGUAUGCGAAUACGCUGCUUCAGAAUGCCAUGCAAGCUAGUAAUGUUGCAUUUGCAUUGGAAAAUAUUGCACACCUUAAAGGCUGUAAUGAUGAUUCAGCGAAUAAAUUUAUCAAUGUCAGUGGAGUAUUCCAUCUUUUAGCGAAUCAUGAUCGUAUCAUAGCCAAUUUGGUUACAGAAACGCUGGCGCCGUCUUUAAAGAAUCGGACCACAGAUUUCAGUACAAACUUCAAGGAUAACGAGACGCAGUUCAAGAAGAAGUUCAAGGAGGAAACAGUAAAGCUAAAGCUUCAAGAAGGUUACAAUAUGAAGUUGGCAAAGCAGAAAACAAGAAAUAUUUUCUCAUACAGGGAGAAUCUAAUGAAUAUGCAGCAGUUGUUGGAUUCACUAGAGACGUUGAAACAUGAUUAUUACCAGGAAUCGUAUGCUCUGGUGGAGGGUUCGUGCCAGGAGGUUCUUAAAGACAUGGCGACAUUGACUAGAGCGCAAGUGGAAAUAAGUGAAAACCUAGCGAGGAAAGGAUGGUCUGGGGGUGGUCUGGACGAUUUGAUAGUUGAUGCAGAAGAUCCUUUUAGUAAGGACAAAACAGAUGAUGAAUGUGAUGAUUCUGAUAACUACCAAAUAAUUAGAAAUGAACUGAAUGAUACAAAUGCCUAUAGGAGUAUAGCCGAAGAUAUAGUUGCGGGAGUCUAUUCAGGCUCUGUUUCGAGCGAUAAAACUGUCAAUGGCGACGGCAGACAUGUUGACGAUUCUGGAUUGGCAACAGUCGGUGAAGUAACCUCAGAUGGUAGAUCAGAGCAGGAGACAUCGUCUGGGGAAUCAGCAGGAAAUGUAACCAUAACCCAUUCUAGUCUAAAAAGCGGUAAACUAAACGAAACGGAUAUUUCAUUAAAUCUAACUCCUGCAAAGUCCAUCGAGGAAGAUUACUCGUAUUCACUUCCAUUGGCUGGUUCCAAGGGUCACUUACAUGAUGAUCGAAAUAGUAAGAAGAAAAACUCUGGGGACAUUGAUCAGUCUUCUGACCAACAGAUCGAUACAGAAGUAUCAGGUGAACUUACGCCAGCAGUUGAUCGACUGGACUUAAAAGACUUAAAAUACCUUGGGCCAGAAUAG
Eremothecium sinecaudum is the source of this 1446-nucleotide messenger RNA. It is a transcript of the gene IVY1, whose product is annotated as Ivy1p. The record is from RefSeq and is a predicted model, not a curated record. The coding region runs from base 1 to 1446 and encodes 481 amino acids. Gene Ontology annotation, molecular function: phospholipid binding. The transcript has a single exon. NCBI's taxonomy places the organism in Eukaryota, Fungi, Ascomycota, Saccharomycetes, Saccharomycetales, Saccharomycetaceae. Gene Ontology annotation, biological process: vacuole fusion, non-autophagic. Gene Ontology annotation, cellular component: fungal-type vacuole membrane.